AUGGCUUUUACUCGGUUUUCGGCAAGACGAGGACCAAUCAAGGAAAUGCACAGUGACUGCGGGACCAACUUCAUUGGUGCAUCACGAUUGUUGACACCCCUUCAGGAACUUACGCAUUCAAAGCCCUUUCAAGACAGCGUCCACAUUCAUCUGGCUAAAAAUCAAAUAACAUGGCAUUUCAAUCCUCCAGCUUCUCCUCAUUUCGGGGGGUUGUGGGAAGCCGGAGUUAAGUUCACGAAGUCAUUAAUCCUUCGCUCCAUCGGCUUACAUAAACUGACUAGCGAAGAAUUUAUAUCACUUCUUGCUCAAAUUCUCACGUCAAAAAACUCACGUCCCCUAUGUGCACUUAGCAAUGAUCCAGAUGACUUUGAAGCCUUGACGCCUAGUCAUUUUUUGACUCUUGAGCCGUCAACCUCACUUCCAUAUCCAAAUCUUGUCAACGAAUCGAUGUCAAAGUAUCAAAGAUGGCGUCUCAUAACCGAUUUACACCGGCAUUUUUGGACCAGAUGGAAGAACGAAUAUCUCAGCAGCCUUCAACUUCGAAAAAAGUGGUCAGAACCAGGUCAAGAACUCCAUAUUGGUGACCUUGUCCUCGUGAAGGAAGCGACCCAUCCGCUUCGUUGGCGGACUGGAAGAAUCCGAGAACUUCAUCCGGGUUCUGACGGUAUCUCAAGAGUAGCUACGCUAGACACUACAUCCGGCCGGUUGAAACGCCCCGCAGUGAAGCUCUGUCCACUACCGACUUCUUGA
This is a messenger RNA of Aphis gossypii (cotton aphid), 750 nucleotides long. RefSeq lists its product as uncharacterized. The record is from RefSeq and is a predicted model, not a curated record. Bases 1 to 750 code for a protein of 249 amino acids. NCBI's taxonomy places the organism in Eukaryota, Metazoa, Arthropoda, Insecta, Hemiptera, Aphididae. The transcript has a single exon. Gene Ontology annotation, molecular function: nucleic acid binding.